CGAGCCCACAGCCAACGGCCCACACGGUCUCUGCCACGGCCGGGAAGCCACGGCCGGCGGUAGCGGGGCGUCGCGACGCCGCCGCGGCCACGUCACCGUUUCCAAAGCCGGGGCCCCUACGUCACCGUUGUGACGUAGGUUGGCGGGACGCUUCCACCAACGGGAUUGAUCGGCGGUCCGCUGCCGAACGGUGACGUCACCAUGCGGCCGGUGACGUCAGCGCCGGAGCGCGAAAACCGCGGUUUUAUAAUGGACUGAUUGAGUGUGGCAGGGAUAUAGAGUGACGGCGUCCGUUGGAGAGGAUAGUCGCGUGCAACGCUCUCUCCCAGCUGGACCGACAUCGAGAUAACGCCGCACAUAACACACGUUAAACUCACACACACACACACACUCACACACACCAAAAAACACCCAGUGCAGUGACUCUCUUCAUGCUUCCUUCGCUCCACGGCGAAGAGGACGUUCCGUUCCGUUGUUCGUUCGUUCGCCCCACGUCGUCCGCGACGUCCGCAUCCGGUUCAGUGGUUUCGAUUUAGGGGACGCACCGCCGAGGCGUGUGGACAGUGAGACCGAAAGUUACCAAGUGCUUGUAUGUGAUGUACGCCGGUUCGCCACUGAUUCCAUUCGAUCUAUGAGGUUGUUGGCAAUCCUCGCAGUGGAUUCGUCGUCUUCGGAUAACCGGGAAGGCGCGCGCUCACCAAACUCCCCGGACCCAUUCCUCCGGGACUCGCCAGGUGACUUAAAUGUCGUUGAUGUUGAUGUACCGAGUUGCACAGACCGUUGUAGUUCCGUAGUUUAUCAGUCCGAUCAUCUCAUGUCGCAUUCGCCACCACCACCACCUUCACCACCAUCCAUCCAUUGAGUUUAUUUAUUAUUAUUAUUAUUAUUAUUGUUGUUGAUGUUGUUGAAUUUGCAUGAGGACUAAAAGACUAAGUACUAUUAGUGAUAUUUGCGAUGCAACCGUUACGAAAUGCGUUCCGGUCCUCAGACUGUCAGACAUCACUACAACCUUCCGCAACAGCAUUUUAGUGCCCCGCAGCCAAACACCACCGACUCCAACAACAAUUCUCCUGCUUAUAACUUGCAUCUUCAGAAUAAGUGUGCAAUAUUAGUACAGGGCGAUUUGUCCAGUACACCUUUGGUGGCGGCGAGCGCGCAGCCUUCCGCCCCCAGUAGUCCUCAAUCAAGUAUGCUUCUGCUCCAGACACAGACCUCGUUUGGCUCGAGCAGUUUCGCGGAUCUGCUGAAUGCACCGUUUUCGGACGACCCCAGCGGAGUAUUACCCCCUGAAGAUCUCGAUCCCUUCCCAGACGUCGCCCUUCACUCUCAACCCUCCUCCCCUGCGCCACUGCCCAGUUUCCAAGAGACCUACUCGGUCCGCUAUCAGACCCCCAGCUCCACGGCCACCUCUUCCUUCAAGAUGGACGAAGAGUGCUACAACGUGUCCUACCAUCACCCCCAUCACGUCGCCGCCCCGCAUCACUAUGACUAUCAACAGCUUCAGUACCCACCCGCAAGCCCGUAUUACCCACCCCCUCAGACUUGCAGCCCCAGCUUCGAAAGCUUAAUGUCACAAGAGCCGUACUCUUUGCCUUCCUAUCAAUCCACCACGUCAGAGCUUCACGUCAGCACCGCUUUAAGUCCCAGACAGAGGCGGGCUUCUUUACCGCUGCAACGAUCAGAGUCCACCAGCAGUAGCGAGAGCCCGAAGCUGAGACUCGCCGGACCUCCACCAUCAGCUUCAGCCUGUUCUUCAGCGGCCAGUUCACCGGGAGGCUCAGUCGACCAGCCCACUUCUUCCAAAGGUCCCACUCCACCAUCCCCAUCGCAACUGUGCGCUGUCUGCGGCGACACCGCAGCCUGCCAGCACUACGGAGUAAGAACUUGCGAAGGCUGCAAAGGGUUCUUCAAGAGGACCGUGCAGAAAGGCUCGAAGUACGUCUGUUUGGCGGACAAGGCCUGCCCCGUUGACAAGAGGCGAAGGAACAGGUGCCAGUUUUGCCGGUUUCAGAAAUGCCUGGCCGUCGGUAUGGUUAAGGAAGUGGUACGGACGGAUUCGUUGAAAGGUCGGCGGGGGCGGCUGCCAUCCAAGCCCAAGUCGCCCCAGGAAUCGCCGCCGAGCCCACCGGUUUCUCUCAUAACUGCUUUGGUCCGAGCCCACGUGGACACAACCCCUGAUCUCGCUAACUUAGAUUACUCCCAGUACUUGGAGCCCAGUCCUAUUGAGCCCGUCAUUUCCGAAGCUGAAAAGAUCCAGCAGUUUUACACACUCCUCACCACCUCGGUGGAUGUCAUCAAGAACUUUGCGGACAAAAUACCCGGGUUCCAGGAGAUUUGUCCGGAGGACCGGGAGCUUCUUUUCCAGUCUGCGUCUUUGGAGUUGUUCGUGCUGAGGCUCGCAUACAGGACGCACCCGAACGACACCAAGUUGACGUUCUGCAACGGGGUUGUGUUAGAUAUUCAGCAGUGCCAGAGGUCUUUUGGGGAUUGGCUGCAUUGCAUCAUGGAGUUCUGCACGGGAUUACACUCUAUGGAGAUCGACAUCUCUGCCUUCGCUUGUCUUUGUGCCCUCACCCUGAUUACUGAACGCCACGGUCUCAAGGAGCCGCACCGGGUGGAGCAGUUGCAGAUGAAGAUAAUAUCGUCGCUCAGAGACCACGUGACGUACAACGCUGAGGCACAACGCAAGGCCCACUAUUUCAGCCGAUUACUCGGAAAGUUACCAGAACUGCGAUCUCUGAGCGUCCAAGGGCUGCAGAGAAUAUUCUAUCUGAAGCUGGAGGACCUGGUGCCCGCCCCACCCUUGAUCGAGAAGAUGUUCGUAGCAAGUUUACCUUUCUAAACAACAAAUUGUUACUAUUUGCCCUAAAAACGUGAUAAAUUAUUCUAUGUGAUUUGUUAAUAGUUUGUAGGUACAUUUUAUCCUUAAAUUUUUCUUGUUUUCUAUGUAAAAAAAAGUAGUCGAAUGAUUUUAGUUUAUUUUUUGAGGAAUUUUAUAUAGGUACAGCUAAGUUUUUAUUUUUGUUUAACAAGGCAAUUCGGUUGGGUACCUAGCAAAAAAGGUAAAACAUAAUAAUAAUGCUAGAACAGCUCUCUUGAAAUCAUUUAGUGCAAUAUAUCUCUAUGAGUUAUCUAGAUUAGAUUUUGAUGGGUAAAUAUAUUUUCUAAAGUCGAUUUAUAUACCAGUGAUGGGCCACCCCUUGAAUCAAUCACGUGUUUUAACUGGUUUUACUUGGGGGGGCCACAUCAGUAAGGGUUUAAACAUUCCAAAUGUUAAGCGGCCUAAAAAUUACUUUAAUUUGUAACAAACAAGAUUCUUGUACUAUAAUCAAACUUUCCAGCUUUGCCGUUAUAAAACAAACCAAUUAAUUGAGGCAUUUACACCAGAAUCUUGAACAUUUAUAUGAAAUCUUGUCUAAGAUUAAUGGAACUAAGUAAAAUUAGCCAAUAUUUCAUUUAUAUUAAAUGAAAUGAAAGCAAGCGUCUCUAAAAUAUUCGGCUACUUUCAACCCGUAUUAUUUGACUUCUUGGUGAAGUUGAUAAUUUUGAUGUCGCACAGUUUAGAUGAUCGCACCACUUUUAACUAUAUGUGUAACCUUAUCGUUUGGACCUAUAAAUAAAGUCGUCAUUUUCUAACUUUAGAAUCGUACAAUCAAAUUACUUGAGAUUUUCAUGUUUAAAUUUUAAUUGUUGUCAAUUUGUUUGUGCAUGAUUAAAAUGUGAAAAUGGAUGACUUCUAGUUGUUAAGAAUUGUAUGCCUUCUCUUCAGUCUAUAUGUUAAUUACUACAAUUUCUUGAGUAGUAUAAAUAAGUGUCUUCACAUCUUCUCGUAUGUCUACUUAAAUGUGAGUAUAUUUUUUAGAGGUUUGCCUUCAAUUAUUUAACACAAAGAGUAAUCAAAGGCAAGUCUAACUUUGUUUUUGUAUAUUAAGUAAAAAAGCUAUUUAGCACAACUUUCUAGAUUAUAAGAUAAAAUAGCACAAUAUCCACAAGUUUUCUUUUGUGUGAUAUUUAGAUGUUUAUAAAAUGUUGAAGGAAAUUAUGGCAAAUAUUGUCAAAUAUUUCUUGUUGGUAAAAGCCUGAAGAUAAUACUCGAAAAACGUGCAGAAACUUAAGUUACAAUUUUACGUGAUAAUAUGUAGUUAAGGUUAAAGUUAUACAUUAAGCUUUUAAUAUUUUUUCAAUGUUACCACUACACAUCAAGUGUGGAAAUUACUAAUAUAUGCGAUAUAACUAGUCAAGGCACUGUAUAUAUUUAAAAGGAGAUAUUUUAUUUACAUUGUUUAAAAAUAAUAUAUUUUACUAGUAUUGUAAAUUUACCUGUCAAAAAGUUACCUAAAAAUAUAUAUAAAUAUAUUUAUUUUAUGUAUAUAAAGAAAUUCAAAAGUUUGUAAAAUCUUCUCAAUCAAUCAACUUUUAUUAAUUAAUUAAUUAAUUAAUUAAUUAAUUAGUUAAUUAAUUAACGACGUAUAAAGUUCUUUUUGAAUAAACUUAAAUUUUCCAAAUCAGAUUGAGCAGUUUUAAACUUGAUGUGCAACAACAACAACAACAACAAAUAUCAUAUAUUUUAAAGAUGUUUUAUUUUAUUGUUUAUUGUUUUUUAAUUUUGUACAAAUUAUAUAAAAAAAUAUCGUGCCAUUUUUCAUAUCUGAUCUUUAUAUAGUUUCAUAUCAACUACUGCCUUGAAUAAAGCAACGGAUGGACUGAAAAGUGAGUUACCUGAAGGAACGACAUGAAUUAUAUGAAAAUAGUUUUUUGGUGUUCUCUUGCACCUCUCUUAUACACCGUCCGCUCAAAGAAAAUAGCUUUUUUCCCAUAGUAAAGUCAGUAAAGUUGCAAAUCACCACCUUUCCGAUUGAUUGUAUUAAUUUGCAGCUAUUCUUGUAUUGUUUCAAAUGAUGCAAUAGAACCUGUCCACAGUCACGUAACGUUAUUCACCGGUAUUCAUUACUUAAGGGGCAUUAAAACUAGGAAUACCCAUUGUAACUUUACUGAAUCGCCGCCCGGUGAUUCCCAAACUACCCCCCGAACCAUGCGAGGGUGAGUUUCUGAAUCGCCGGCUGCCUAAGACAUCCCAUUGAUGUAACCGACAUUGAAUGUGCUUCUAAAAGGUAAAUCUAAAGUGUAUAUAAUUAUUUGGUAUUGUAGAAAAAUUGCUAUUUUUGUAGCAUAACGGUUCGGGAAUAACGGGGACCUUGCAAUAUUUGUCAACUUACAAAGUUUUACAUGUUUGUACCUGCUUUUUAGUUUUCUUUCCAAAAAAAAUAACUUUUAUACAUUUUACAAGGCGAUUUAUGAAUAGUCAAAAUUGAAAGUUCGUAUUCAGCGUCGUUUGAAGAGCUUAAUCUUUUACCCAUUCACAGUGUAGAAGCUGAAUAUAAAAUUUCAUUAUUUGCCAAUAGAUGUAAAUCUUCCUAAAUAACCAAUAUAAGUUUUUAUAUUGCUUAUACAAUAUUAGGACAGGUUUUACAAGCUUAAUGUAUCCUAUUAAUGUUAAUCAGGUGCAUUUCUGGUUUGUAAAACAAGCUCUUGGGGUGCGUGCACCCUCGGUUAAUCCACUCUAUUCAAAACAAUCGUACUUUAAGUUAACCUUGUGUACUUAACUUGUUAACUAUCAGAAACAUUUAUUAAAGAGAUAAACUUGCCAUUAAAUGCCAGUUUUUACUUGCUAUUAUAACUAGUUAUAGUUUUUUUAAGUUUAAAUUAUAUUAGAUUAUAGUUACCAUCUCUCUACUAAAUUCUAUUGAAUUUAUAGAUGUAUAAUCUCCAUGCUGUUAGUAAAUUGUAAUAGUAUCAGUGGAUAUCCUUUAUAUUAAUUUCAAUAUUACUGGAUGUAUUUCAAUGUGUCCUUAAUUUACAGAUUUUUGUUUACUUAUUUAUCUUUAUUAUUGCUUUUUACCUUUUUGUUAGUUAUGUAAAGAUAUAUUGUAACAAUUUUAUUUCAGUAAAUAAAACUUAUGACUUAA
Molecule: messenger RNA, 5966 nt
Organism: Aethina tumida (small hive beetle)
Lineage: Eukaryota; Metazoa; Arthropoda; Insecta; Coleoptera; Nitidulidae
Gene: Hr38
Product: probable nuclear hormone receptor HR38
Exons: 4
Coding region: 971-2842 (623 amino acids)
Biological process (GO): cellular response to corticotropin-releasing hormone stimulus; retinoic acid receptor signaling pathway; regulation of transcription by RNA polymerase II
Cellular component (GO): transcription regulator complex; nucleus
Molecular function (GO): RNA polymerase II cis-regulatory region sequence-specific DNA binding; zinc ion binding; nuclear glucocorticoid receptor binding
Source: RefSeq, a predicted model, not a curated record